Molecule: messenger RNA, 932 nt
Organism: Sorex fumeus (smoky shrew)
Lineage: Eukaryota; Metazoa; Chordata; Mammalia; Eulipotyphla; Soricidae
Gene: UCK2
Product: uridine-cytidine kinase 2
Exons: 7
Coding region: 64-846 (260 amino acids)
Cellular component (GO): cytoplasm; cytosol
Molecular function (GO): kinase activity; ATP binding
Source: RefSeq, a predicted model, not a curated record
GCGGCCACGGCCACGGCCACGGCGGCGGGCGGCGGGCGCGGGCGCGGGCGGGGGGCGCGCGCGAUGGCCGGGGACAGCGAGCAGCGCCUGCAGGGCCAGCAGCAGCCGGGCGGCGAGCCCUUCCUCAUCGGCGUCAGCGGGGGCACGGCCAGCGGCAAGUCUUCCGUGUGCGCCAGGAUCGUGCAGCUCCUGGGCCAGAACGAGGUGGACUACCGCCAGAAGCAAGUGGUCAUCCUGAGCCAGGACAGCUUCUACCGCGUCCUCACCUCCGAGCAGAAAGCCAAGGCCCUGAAGGGCCAGUUCAACUUCGAUCACCCGGAUGCCUUUGACAAUGAACUCAUCUUCAAGACGCUCAGAGAGAUCACAGAGGGCAAGACCGUGGAGAUCCCCGUGUACGACUUUGUCACGCAUUCCCGGAAGGAGGAGACGGUGACCGUGUACCCCGCUGACGUGGUGCUCUUCGAGGGCAUCCUGGCCUUCUACUCGCAGGAGGUGCGAGAUCUUUUCCAGAUGAAGCUCUUCGUGGACACUGAUGCUGACACGCGGCUGUCCCGCAGAGUUCUAAGGGACAUCAGCGAGCGAGGGCGGGACCUGGAGCAGAUCCUCUCUCAGUACAUCACCUUCGUCAAGCCCGCCUUCGAGGAAUUCUGUCUGCCCACGAAGAAAUACGCCGACGUGAUCAUUCCCAGAGGCGCCGACAACCUCGUGGCCAUCAACCUGAUCGUGCAACACAUCCAGGACAUUCUCAACGGGGGCGUCUGCAAGCGACAGAGCAACGGCUGCCUCAACGGCUACACCCCUGCCCGCAAGAGACAGGCGUCCGAGUCCAGCAGCCGGCCGCACUGACCCGCCCGCCACCCACCUGUAUAUACGCCUCCCAGCCCGGACACCCUGUCCCAUCCCGUCGUCGUCCCCCCCGACCCCCACCCCUC